GCUCAGUUACUAUUGAGACGUGCGACAAAGUGGUCGAUAAAGCGGAAAAAAUCGAAUUAAUAAGCGCGUGCCUGGGAAGCAAAAAACCAACGGCUAGAAGAGGGAUAUUUUUGAGAAACAACAACAACAAAAAAGCAAAAAUGAGAAAUUGUGACAAAACAAAUAUUUAUUGACAAACAAGAGUGUGAAAAUUUUAUUAAAAUAAAAAAGUGUAAUAAAAUCAAAGUUUCUUCUUACUCCAGGCAAUUCCGCUAUGACGAGUAGUAUUCUUUCGCAUUUCUGCCAGCUGUGACUUGCUUUUCGUGCGAACUUUUGCGCUAAUUAAAUACAGUGUAGAGAAAUUUUCACAAAACCAAAGCAACAAGCCAAUUUGUAACAAGGCAAGCGACAAAAGCGUGCCAUCGUUAAGUGUUCCGGUUUUCGAUUGUUAUCGCUUAGCUGCCGCAAACGGAAGUGAUAAGCUACAACUACAUAUUUAGCAUAAAAUGACACGCGUGCGACGAAUUGUGUGUGUGCAACAUUAACAACGAAAUAUAUUUUAAUGGCAGCGCUUAAAAGUAUGCAGCAUGCAGCGAAAUAAAGCUUAAGGCGACCAAAAGUAUGCUAUACUUAUACGUUGAGCUAGCAGAGUGCAACACAGCGCUGCAAAGGCCAAUUCGCAAUAAAUAUUUAUAAUCCUGAAAGAGUGCAUUACUAAAAAUUACUAUUGUAAUUACAACAACAUUGCGAUUACAUGAAAUUAAACAGAGAAGAGUAACGACUUAACAAAAAGAAAAUAAAUUAAACAAAUUAAAAAUCAAAGCAAAGGGUAAAUCGAAGAACUGAAGAGCGCAAAUGUGAAAGUGAAACUAUGUACAGAGUGCACUUACAAAGCGAAUGACUAGAAAUACAAUAUAACAAACGAGCUCACUAAUUGCUGCACACAAAGAAGCGCACCAAAAGCAAAGUCAAGGAUACGACGAAGCAAGACUACAACAGAUUACCAACUGAGUAAAAGCAACUACUACACGAGUACUUGAAAUUGUUGAAAGUAAUUGUAAGAAACUUAAGAAUCAAAAAAAAAAAACAAAAAAAAUUACAAUCUUAGUGCAUACAUACAAUUGCAAUAUCUACACAAUGACUAUAUGUAUGGCGAAAGCAACAACUGCAUCGAGCAAGCAACGAGCGAAUCCUUGUCAACACAAAGCAUAGAACGGCAAGAUUAGGACGCUUUAAGGAAGAUAGUGGCUUUCCGCAACAUAGCACUUGAAAGCCUCAACUAUCCGCUUACUUUUGCGCAAUUGACAGCUACAAGUGUUUGAAUUUAAGGUUUUCGAAAGUUGUUUUAAGCAAAAGAAGAAGAAGAAGAAAAAGAUUACAGCACUGCAGACAUGGCGGAAGGCGACAAUUACGAUGAUGAGUUGGUCUCCAGCAACCCCAACCAGCGGAACUGGCGCGGAAUUUUCAUCGCCUUAUUGGUGAUAAUCAUUGUACUGGCAUUAAUUGUUACAUCAGUGGUACUACUCACACCACCCGAUGAGGGGCCGCGCGUCAAGGGACAACGCAUCAAGCUGCAGGACAUUGUGGAUGGACUCUUUAUGCCACAGCGAACCAAUGGUACAUGGAUAAAUGGUGAGGAAUUUCUAUAUCAGGAUCAUUGGGGACGAAUUGUGUUAUUAAAUGCAACCAGUCUUACCGAAAGAGUGCUCAUGUCAAAUGUAACGUAUAAAACUCUUGCACCAUAUACUUUUACUAUAUCAGCUGAUAAACGUUACAUUUUAUUGGCGCAAAAUGUUGUCAAGCUUUUCCGGUAUUCAUUUUUGGCUCAAUAUACAAUCUUCGAUGUACAAACGAGUGAAAGCAUCAAGUUGAAAAUCGAUGCGCACAGCGAUGAGUGGCCCUAUCUACACUAUGCUCGCUUCGUGUCCACCCAAGCAGUUGGCAAUGACAAUGCAACCACCUCCGCGCCAACCACCGCCGGAAAUGCGCUGGUGCUGGUCUACAACUAUGACAUCUACUACUGCCAAGGGCCGCGCUCCACCCAUCAUGUGCAUCGUAUAACGCGCGACGCUGUGCCUGGCAUCGUCUAUAAUGGCAUACCAGAUUGGCUCUAUGAAGAGGAAAUCCUGCACUCGAAUAAUGCAAUUUGGCUCUCGAAGAAUGGACACUUAAUGCUUUACGGUGCGUUCAAUGAUUCGUUAGUGCAGGAGCAGCAUUUCGCUUGGUAUGGCACGACAAGUGGUGGCAAUCCGAAUGCGUAUCUCUAUCCGGAAAUCAGAUCAUUAAGAAAUGUAGAGCGCAUAAAUGGGAUGUACAAUGGAUGGUAA
This is a messenger RNA of Rhagoletis pomonella (apple maggot), 2306 nucleotides long. It is a transcript of the gene Dpp10, whose product is annotated as inactive dipeptidyl peptidase 10. Gene Ontology annotation, biological process: proteolysis. The transcript has 10 exons. Bases 1371 to 2306 code for a protein of 311 amino acids. The record is from RefSeq and is a predicted model, not a curated record. NCBI's taxonomy places the organism in Eukaryota, Metazoa, Arthropoda, Insecta, Diptera, Tephritidae. Gene Ontology annotation, molecular function: dipeptidyl-peptidase activity.